This is a messenger RNA of Coprinopsis cinerea okayama7#130, 681 nucleotides long. RefSeq lists its product as hypothetical. The record is from RefSeq and is a predicted model, not a curated record. The transcript is spliced from 2 exons. The coding region runs from base 1 to 681 and encodes 226 amino acids. NCBI's taxonomy places the organism in Eukaryota, Fungi, Basidiomycota, Agaricomycetes, Agaricales, Psathyrellaceae.
AUGCCCACCGCAACAACACGACAGGCCGUCUCGAGAAUAGGCCAGAUGGGCCGUUCGAUGUCCCAGCCGCCACCUGCGAGCCGCUCGUCGACGACUGGCGGCUUUUCCUCGCACCGACGGCAUCAGUCCUCCUCACCUGCACCGUCGUCGAGAGUGACCCUCCACAUAAAAGAAGUGAAGAUCCCUCCCGUAUUCGAUAUCUUCGAUGCACCAGUACACCUACAGCGCGAACGCACCGUUUCCCCUGCACGGCGGCAGCCCCUACCACGCACACCUCCAUUCGCCGCCAUGCCCACCUCUCCGUUGAGCGAGCCACGGCCACGCCCCCGCGCUGCGUCUCCCCUCCCCAAACACAUCGUCGUCGAGGUUUUCGACGGUCCAUCAUGUCGGCCACCUUCCUCUGUGCUCAUGGAUUCAAGGGAAGGUCUAAGACAAGGCCGUAGCCCUGCUGUGACUCGACUCUCGCAUACCUCCUCUCAAUCUACUUCACCCUCAUCACCGGAUCAUAAUAAAGUCGGGAAUACGGCGGCCCAACCACAACUCUUCAUCUUCGAUGGCCCUUCACGGCCGCACAAACAUCGCAAACCCACCAAUGACCCGCCGAAAGUCCGCGCCCUCAUCGCUGGCACUCUAGCUGUUGGCGCCGUCGCCAGUGCUGGGUUGGUCAUCUCCACCCAAUGA